AUGUGCUUGGUAAAUAAGAAUUGUUUUUCACCAGUGCCCUUAGGAUGGACUUCGCACAAUAAAUCUAAAAUUAAAUCAUUAACAUCAGCUUCCGCCUGGUUACCAAAAGCCACACAAUGCGUACCAAGUGAUACAGCUAGAGGCAAUUGUUUCGUUUGCAUCUGUAAUAUUGAUGGGAUCUUCGUUUGUCGUCCUGUGAAGUGUGUGAAACCUGAAAAGCCGGUACAUAUUCAAAAGGAAUGCAAACCAAACAUGACAUACAAGAAAGAUCACACAAUUUGCAAAUGUUCAAAUAAAUCACGAUGGAUCGCAGAAAACUGUAGGAAAAUCUUCGGGACGCUUCACAGUUACAAAGCCCUUAUCUUCAGCUACUUAAAGACCAAUGUCACUUGCAAACCCAAUAAGUUAUAUUUAAUGGACUGCAAUAUAUGCCAAUGUCAUAAAUCUGGGUACAUUCUGGGAUCACAAUGCACAAAUCGUAAUUGUAGAAUUGGUAGUAAAGCUGAUGCCUGUAAAUUCGGUGAUGUUUUACGAACACAGGAUGAAAUCUGCGUAUGUAGUGAUGUUAACUAUUAUAUUGAUACACUGUGUACUAAAAUAAAUGGUCAUUUGAUUCAAGAAAUAAAAGCUGAUAAGGUUAAAGCGUUAACGAAUAUGAAAUACGCUUCGAACGAUAAAUGUACUCCACACAAAGAGUAUUAUAAUGAUUGUAACCAUUGCAUUUGCGAUGAUAAUAGAAAAUUGGUUUGUACAACGAAAAAUUGUGAAGUCAAAGCCAAUUUAAGAAGUGCUAAUGAAAUAAGUACCGAAUUAGCAGAGGUUGAACAUGAGAAUGAAACUUGUGUUCCUGGACAGAAAUAUAAAUUGAAAUGUAAUACGUGUUUGUGUACUCCAGAUAAGGAAUUGUCGUGUACUACAAUGAUAUGUUUAGGAGAUUAUGUAUUGGACGGUGUAGCUUUGAACAGGAGUUUAAUGUUAAAGGAUACUUUGGAAAUUGGAACAAAACUAAAUCAACAUCUCCCCGAAAUCCACGAGUUCCAAAGCUGUGUGCCUGGUCACCUUUACAAGUCUGACUGUAACACAUGCCGAUGUAGUGAGAACAGCACACUGCUUUGUACGAAAAUGGCCUGUAUUAAAGACGCUUUCGCAGAAACUAUGAAGGAUCAUAUACAGAAACAUCCAACACAUAAGGCCAAAUGGGCUAAAGCGAUUGGAAGAAGUGGUGCGUUGCAUGGAAAGUUACCACAAGUGGUAGAGAAUGGAGAUUGUGUUCCUGGGAAGAUCUAUGAAAGGGCGUGUGAGACGUGCUUCUGUAAUGACAAGAAGGGCUUAAAUUGUACGGGCACGUGUGAUGAAAGGAAGUCAUUAAAGAACUCGAAAUACCCAGUCAAAAAGUUUCCCUUCAAGCCUGCAGAUGUCCACAACUUUGAUGUCAUGAAGCAUUUAUCUGAUAAAUGUGUUCCUGGGAAAAUGUACCGUAUCGCUUGUAAUGGAUGUCUGUGCCGUGAAGCAAAUAAUCUCUUAUGUGAGAAUAAACUCUGCGUGUCCCAUGAGGCUUUGUCAAAACUUGAUGCUAAGAAACGUUCUGGUUUAUUGCAAGUUGCAACAGCCAUUUUCCAAUUUUCAGGCAAGAAAUGCAAUAACGACGAAACACGCGGAUGUAUUCAUUGCAAAUGUGUGAAUAACAUGACUAAAUGUAAAAGUAUACCAAAAUGUGAGGAACGAGAGAGAUUAUCAGGGAAUUCUCACAAGAUCCCAUUAGCUCUCAAUUUGCAGAAGGAAAAGUGUACACCGGGGAUGAUGUAUACGGUCCAAUGCAACCAAUGUUAUUGCCAACGGGAUUCUACAUUGAGAUGUACUCAAAAGGCCUGUCUCAAUUACGCUCAAGUCAUCAAACUUCAUAACCAAGUAACAGAAUUAGAGCAACAAGGAAUGUGAUAUUACGUUUAAUUAUUAAUAAUGACAAUAUUAUAAUUUAGUAAUAAAUAUAUUAAUUGUGCUGUUUAUGUUAUUGAAUGAAUGAAUAUUAAUUUUAUGUUAUUAAUGGUAGAUGCAAAUUUAAAAUAGGUAGCUUUCAUUACCUAAUUAACAGCCGAAGU
This is a messenger RNA of Colias croceus (clouded yellow), 2099 nucleotides long. RefSeq lists its product as uncharacterized. The coding region runs from base 1 to 1938 and encodes 645 amino acids. NCBI's taxonomy places the organism in Eukaryota, Metazoa, Arthropoda, Insecta, Lepidoptera, Pieridae. The transcript is spliced from 7 exons. The record is from RefSeq and is a predicted model, not a curated record. Gene Ontology annotation, molecular function: peptidase inhibitor activity.